Parnassius apollo (apollo) is the source of this 855-nucleotide messenger RNA. Lineage: Eukaryota; Metazoa; Arthropoda; Insecta; Lepidoptera; Papilionidae. The record is from the annotation of a GenBank genome assembly.
UUGAUUAAGGAGGUCUUAAAUUCUUGCUUUGAUGCUGGACUUAAUAUAUGCGCUUCAGUUUGUGACUUGGAUGGUGUCAACAAGAAAGCUCUAGGUCUGUUAGGAGCUUCUGUAGAGAAUCCCUGCAUAGAAGACCAAUCAUCAGACAACAAACAAGGAAUUGGAAUCGCUAAAUGGAGCCACAUCAGGCAAUUCUAUGAAUUGGACAAUAAUAAUCCCAACUUUGUAUAUGCACCAUGCUUGACUAAAGAGCACCUUGACCCCAAUACCAAGCAAAAAAUGAGGGUAAAACUUGCAGCACAAGUUUUAAGCCACUCAGUUGCAGCAGGAAUAUAUUCCAAAAUAGCUAAAGGAGACAUUCCGACUGAAGCAGUGGCAACAGCCAAUUUAAUUACGUAUAUGGAUGAACUGUUUGAUGGUAUCAAGCAAACACAAUUAGUGAAGGAUUGCCUGCUUUUGGUCAUAGAAGUAUAUCUUUUACGUGUGGUAAUUCUAUUCUACGUGCAACUAACAUAUCCUGUAAGACAAGAUCGACAAGAGAGAAACAUUUUAGUUAGACAUGUUCCGCUGCAUCUGAUCUCAAGAUUGGAAAAAGUAUGUGCUUGCUGGAGAUCAGCUACAAGGGAAUUGCAACGUCGUGAUCAGCAAGACUCCAAUCGCCCUGAAGACCCACCAGAAGCCAUGGAAUAUCAUUGUAUGCACAUGUAUACUGUGUUUCUCGGUAAUGAUUUUGUUCAGAUGCCAAUUGCUGAGCAACAAUUGACCAUCUUGAAGGAAAAUAUCGAGAAACGCACUGUAGUUGUGCGUAAAAUGCAAUGCAACGUAUACCUAUCUGUAAAAUGCACUGUGCUGUGA